AUGACGUCUCGUGAUUUGACGGAGCAGCGCACUUUUAUCAAAUCAAGACAUGAGUCAUGCUGGGAAAACGCAAUACAGACCCAUAAUAAUCCUAUUGAAACAUGUAGUAAACCAGCGGAAUAUCCGACACAUCUCUACAAAAUGCAUUGGUUGCUGAUUUUUCUCAUCCUUCAACCUUCAUGCUCUUUUAUUAUAAGUGAUCUCCACAGCUCUAGCUGUCCACAUUACACGACAGUUUCCUCUUUCCUGAGCCACAUUGGGGUCAAUGUUCACACAUCCGGGACAUUUGGCGUUAGUGACCUUGAUGUGACACACGACCCAAAAAGAUCAUCAUGCACUGUGCUUAAGGCAAAUUACGCCAAAGGAAGCCACUCACAUACUCAUGACUUAGUGAGAGGAGCACAAUUCUUUGUCACGCCAUCUGGUUAUCCUAAUGGUGCCACUGACGUCACUUUGAGCUAUGACGUAUACUUCCCGAGUUCAUUUUCAUGGGUGAAUGGUGGGAAACUUCCCGGGACUUAUGGUCACAGCACCCAUUGCUCCGGGGGACGGGAUUCAAAUCACUGCAUCUCCACUCGAUUCAUGUGGCGAGCUCACGGAGCAGGGGAAUUAUAUUUGUACUUUCCUAAAGAUGCUCAACCAAAUUUCGAUACAUGGGCAAAACACCAAAAUGCAGAAAUCGUAACACAUGACAAUUAUGGGGUGUCUAUUCGCUCUCCAAAUUUUGUCUUCCACCAUAAUCAAUGGAUAAACUUGAAGCAACAAAUCCACCUUAAUACAGUCCGUAGUAGUGGUCACGGAAAUGCAGAUGGGUGGAUCAAGAUUUUUAUGAACCACGCAUCAAGUCCUGUCAUGUCAAUUAAAGAUGUUGUUUUACGGAAAUAUGAUGAUGUCAAAAUUGAUGGCAUUUUCUUCUCGACCUUCUUUGGUGGCAGUGAUGACUCUUGGGCAUCAGCACACAAUACCUAUACUUUAUACAAAAAUUUCCAGAUAUCUGUUGGUCAUCAUUAAAUU
Molecule: messenger RNA, 1014 nt
Organism: Saccostrea echinata
Lineage: Eukaryota; Metazoa; Mollusca; Bivalvia; Ostreida; Ostreidae
Exons: 4
Coding region: 1-1011 (336 amino acids)
Source: RefSeq, a predicted model, not a curated record